UCCUUUCCCAGACUACACUGGGCGCGGCGCUGGCUGUUCGGCCACGUCCCCGGGCCACGUCGCUCCUUCAUCUCGCCAUUUUCGCCGCUUUCUUUAGGGGCAGCAGCUAAACCGCCGCCGCCGCGUCCCUUCCCGGUCCCGCCAGCAGCCGCCGCGCUCGCUCGCAGCCCGCCCCCGGCUUUGCUCGCUCCUGCCGCCGCCGCCAUGAACAUCUUCCGGCUGACCGGGGACCUGUCCCACCUGGCGGCCAUCAUCAUCCUGCUGCUGAAGAUCUGGAAGACCCGCUCCUGCGCCGGUAUUUCUGGGAAGAGCCAGCUUCUGUUUGCACUGGUCUUCACUACUCGUUACCUGGAUCUCUUCACUUCAUUUAUUUCACUGUAUAAUACAUCUAUGAAGCUUAUCUACAUUGCUUGUGCAUAUGCCACUGUGUACUUAAUCUACAUGAAGUUUAAGGCUACAUAUGAUGGAAACCACGACACAUUCCGAGUGGAGUUUCUGGUAGUCCCUGUUGGAGGGCUGUCGUUUCUAGUCAAUCAUGAUUUCUCUCCACUUGAGAUCUUGUGGACCUUCUCAAUCUACCUUGAGUCAGUUGCGAUCCUCCCACAACUCUUUAUGAUCAGCAAAACUGGGGAAGCUGAGACUAUCACUACUCAUUACCUUUUCUUCCUUGGUCUAUACCGUGCCUUGUAUCUGAUUAAUUGGAUUUGGCGCUACUAUUUUGAGGGUUUCUUUGACCUCAUAGCUGUUGUUGCUGGUGUGGUCCAGACUAUUCUCUAUUGUGACUUCUUCUAUUUGUACGUUACAAAAGUACUCAAGGGAAAGAAGCUCAGUUUGCCAGCGUAGGUGCCAAAGACCAUCGCCAGCAUCUGUCCUUCAGGGUGUUUGGACAGAAUUCUUAUCACAAAUAAAGGCAUAAGAUGCUUGAGGCAGAAAAUCAGAAACUCAACUUUUUUAUUGCAGAUAGUCAUCAGCGGCUCUGUAAGAACACAGAGGGAAGUAAACCAGCGGAUUUCUGUUUUAUGCAUCUUGCCUUAUCUUUUUUUUAUUACUAUGUACAAAGAUUUUUUUACAUAAAGAAACUUAAUGCUGUAUUAAUAAAUUCAGUGUGUAGUUUCAAUUGGAGUAGUUCCAAAAGUGAGGUUUUUUGUGAGGUUGUUUACAACCAAGAAUAAGUGCAAACUUUUUUAUUUUCAAGAAUUCUUUGAAAUUGCUAACUUUGUGUCUACAAUGAAAUUGUGCUACUUGGCAGUUGGUAGAUCAUAUAUUUUUCCUUCAAUUCCACUUGCAUUCCACUAUAUUUAUUUUUUGCCAAAAGAUGAAUUAUAUUUGUUAAUUGAAGUCUGAGACACGAACAUGGGAAGUGUGAAGUGUUACGUUCACUAUCUGUUACCAUCUGAUGCAGAAAUGACCCUUGGAAGUCACAGCUGUACCAAUUAAAGUUGACAAGGAUGAUUUGUCUUUUAGAUCUGUAUUUUUCAUUAUCAAAAAAAAAUUUUAAGUUGUGACUAGAGAGAAGAAUCUACUAUUGGGGCUAUCAAAGACACAUGCCCUCUACCCAUAUUUAAAUUUUAAUUGGAGGUCUGUUUUGAUGAGAAAAGAAUAUUCAGCCCCUACAUUUAAAUGGGCAGUGGUUCUUAAUUAUUUGGCUUGUGAUACAUAGUUCUGUUGUUCAUUUGGUGGGUUGGAUAGGAGGCAUAUUAAUUAUAUUGAAUAUAGAAUCCUCCUAAACUUUAUUAUUACACCUCCACAGAAUGGACUAUAAGUUGUUGAUCACAGUAAUCCAUAGGCAGUCCAUUUUAAAUGCUCUCCAUGUUUAUAAAAAGCAAAAACCAACAAGUAUUCCAAAAUGAAUACUUUUACAAGUAAUGUCCUUGCUCAGAUUCAUUCAGUAUCACUUUUGGGGGAUUAGUUAUGAUUUACAGUUGUGUUUUUAAAUUGACAGCACCAAUUAUCAUUCUUUAUAUUCUUUAAUGACUUUUUUUACUGAGCUGUUGCAUGAUAUAUCCUGUGUUACCAUCCAAAAUAAACAUUUUAUGAAACAUAGAAUAAUCUGUCUUUGUUUAUGAAUUAAAUUUUUGGAGCAUCCUGUUUAUAUGAGUUUAGUUUUUUUAAAUUUGCAACAAAAGCUCUCCUAUGGUGUGAACACUUAAAGUCCAUUUAAUUAUUAUACUUGCUUUUUCUAUUUUGUAAAAAUCCUAGAUUUGUUUCCUUCUGAUUUGCUGUUAUAUUUUGAUAUUGCUUCCUUUCGAUUUUUUCAAAAGUUGAUGUUAGGUUUUUAUGUGAUACACCAUCAAUAUAAAAGUGUUGAAUACUAACAGUACUUACUAUAAGAAGGACAUAGUCCUGCCUUCUGCACUAAAAUUAUUUAGGGGAAUGUGCUGAUUGGGUUUUACUUUUGUGUAGUGGCUCUUGUAGUGUCACUAAACUAGCAGGGCAACUACAUAGUUAGGAAUCUCAUUCCUUUUUGCUCCUCCAUGUUGUUUUUUUCUGUUCCCUUUUCCCGAUGCUUUCCCCUUUUGUAUACCAGUUCCUCUUUUCGCUGCUUUCCAGCUUUUUUUUUUCCUCUUGUUUUAUUUCCAUCUUCCUUGGACUGAUUCUGAGAGGAUAGGAAAAAAAUGGAAGAAUAUGAUAUAUAUUUGACAAAAUGUCCAUAGCUAUGAAAGAAUGCAUCUAUUUUCUGUAGUGUAAGUCAAAAAAGAAAUGGAAAUAAGCAAAAAUUAAAAGAUUUGAAACUUUGGUUAGUAAAUGAACUUAUUUUGAAAAUUAAAAUUCCCGUUUUGUGAUUCAUUAUAAUAGAAUGACUCCAUUUUAGUUACUGUUCCCAGGCUGAAAUAAAAUUAGCUUAAGUUGGAAUAACAUUUUACAAAUAAAUAUGUUUGGGUUGGGGUGAGAGCUGGGGAAGAAUUCUCAUUCACUUUGGAAAUUCAAUGCAUCUUCUGUGACAUAUCUUCUUAAGCACUAUGUUAAAAUCGCUACCUUGCCCUACUGAAUAAAGUUUAUCAGGUAAUGUGAUACUCUC
Molecule: messenger RNA, 3019 nt
Organism: Trichosurus vulpecula (common brushtail)
Lineage: Eukaryota; Metazoa; Chordata; Mammalia; Diprotodontia; Phalangeridae
Gene: KDELR2
Product: KDEL endoplasmic reticulum protein retention receptor 2
Exons: 5
Coding region: 205-843 (212 amino acids)
Biological process (GO): protein retention in ER lumen; endoplasmic reticulum to Golgi vesicle-mediated transport
Cellular component (GO): cis-Golgi network; membrane; endoplasmic reticulum
Molecular function (GO): ER lumen protein retrieval receptor activity
Source: RefSeq, a predicted model, not a curated record